Messenger RNA from Bursaphelenchus okinawaensis, 5107 nucleotides. The record is from the annotation of a GenBank genome assembly. Lineage: Eukaryota; Metazoa; Nematoda; Chromadorea; Rhabditida; Aphelenchoididae.
AUGCUCUAUUCAGUACAGGUAAAGAGGGAAAAUCUUGUUUUUUAUUUAUUUUACCGAUAUAGAAUCGUAAGGUGAGAAGAAGAUUUGAUUUACAACGUUUUUGCAACCCUCUACUCUACCCUACCCUACCUUACCCUACCCUACCCUACCCUACCCUACCCUACCCUACCCUACCCUACCCUACCCUACCCUACCCUACCCUACCCUACCCUACACUAAAGAUAUGAGAAUAGUAGAACUAAGGCCGAGCCUGAAUGUUAAGCCCAACCCGAUCAAAAUUUUGCUCAAGCCCGGCCCGACCUUAAUCUAGGUCAGUCCCAGCCCGUUUCUUAUGUCUACCGCUUUGCUACAACUAUUAUAGAUCUGUAAAAGUGCCGAGCCCGGCCUAAUUUAUCAGCUUGCCCCCGCUUUUUUGUUGUUCAGGAUCGGGCCGGCCCGAGAUUAGGAGGCCCUCUUUAAUUUCCAGCCCUAGCUCUACUUUUCUGAUCCUACCCUUGCCAUGCCACACAUAUUUAAUUCAUCUUAUUCUUUCCUUCUCAUAAAAACAGUUUACUGUUACUACUAACACUACUAACAACCCCUCACAAUAUUAACCUUCCUGGAUAUUCAGAUAUUUCAGUCGGUCUUUCUGGAACUCCUCCUCAGCAUGGUUACAUCGAGUCCGGCGAUGAACGAUUGGGACCCGCAGAUGGGUAUGAGGGGCACGCCAACUUCAACGACCGAUGUUUAUGACUCAUCAAUGUGUUCGGAUCAGAAUGCAAAUGAGAAGUCACAGGAUCUGGCGCUGUUACUCAUGAAAAAUUAUUCUAGGUGGGUUAAUAAAAAGUGCUUUUUAUUUUUAAGACUGUAAGGGAAAAACAACAAAAUUUUUUUUGUGUGAAUCGGUCAUCCCUUACCCCAUAGACCGAGCUUUGUUUAUUGGAUACCUUGAACCAAAUUAAAAGCUGAGCAAGGCUUGUAAAGUAGGCCCUGCUCGGUCCGUUUCCCAUAUGUGCUGGUUAGUACCCGUCUAGGGCGCGUAAUUUUGACUUAGACUGAAAAGGUAGGUCCUAUCAAUACAUAACUGUGAAAAAUAUUUUUAAAAAAUUUAAGUUUGACGUCAAUUUUAAUUAAAUUAUUCAGAAAAACGUAAACUUAUUGUUCUCUAAAUUUGCGUCAAAGUUUAUAAUAAUCGUAAUUGACUUCAAGAAUAGCACGCUGUACAGGCCGUUCUUUUCGCUCUGCAGGGGGUUUUUAGACUUUAAUUCAAAAGAAGAGGAAGUUUUAAUUUAAAAAACUAAAAAAAAGAUUUUUGAAUAGGACCUACUACAAAAAAUGAAAAUAUGUGUAGUUGUGUUAUGUUUUAAAAUUUUUUCAUUUUCAGGUAGAGAAUAAUAUAAUAGGUCAUUUUAAGACAGGGAGGCGUAAUAUAGAGAAAAAAUAUUUUUAUAUUGAGUUUAGAACUAACAGUAGGUUGUUUAAAUAAUUUUGUGCCCCCUCUCAUAACAAAGCUUUUUUAAGGUUAGGAGGCACAUAAUUAUUUGAACGUAAUCGCGUUAUUGGUAGGGUAUUACUGAAUAAAGGUAAUAUAGGGUAGGGUAGGGUAUUACUGAAUAAAGGUAAUAUAGGGUAGGGUAGGGUAGGGUAGGGUAGGGUAGGGUAGGGUAGGGUAGGAUAGGGUAGGGUAGGGUAGGGUAGGGUAGGGUAGGGUAGGGUAGGGUAGGGUAGGGUAGGGUAGGGUAGGGUAGGGUAGGGUAGGGUAGGGUAGGGUAGGGUAGGGGUAGGGUAGGGUAGGGUAGGGUAGGGUAGGGUAGGGUAGGGUAGGGUAGGGUAGGGUAGGGUAGGGUAGGGUAGGGUAGGGUAGGGUAGGGUAGGGUAGGUAUAACUAUCAAAAAAGUUUUAAUAUUAUAAUUUGAACUAUUAGAUUGUUCAAAUAAUUCUCUGUCUUUUUUCAUAACAAAGGUUUUUUAGGGUUAAGGGGCACAAAAUUAUUGGAAGGACCUUAUAACUUGGCAAAUUUUAACAAAAAAAAUUUUCAGGAACGCCCUGCCCGACCGAACGCCAGUGAACGUGAUCGUGGAGAUCACAAUUCAAGACAUUUCAGACAUUUCCGCUAUUACGGGUACAUUUGUAAUAGACUUUUGGAUAUCGGCGAUAUGGCAGGACUCUCGGCUUCAGUUCAGUCAUUUGGAUCCGUGUCGACGGAACUUGUCAUUGGAUCAUGACAUGGAGCCAAAGCUAUGGAGUCCCAAUGUUUGUAUUGUCAACUCGAAGGCGACCAAGGUUCAUGACUCGCCGAAGCCUAACAUAUUGUUGAUGGUACGGUUCUGGGAGAAGGGGUUUGCAAUUUUUAGUUUUAAAAACAGUACCAUUUUAUUUACAAUAGUACCACUUUGAAAUUGUUGCAAAAACAGUACUAGUUUGCAAGGUAUAAUCUCAAGAACAGUACUAUGGGUCGAAAAAUAAUAUCAUUUUUUAAAACUGUACCACUUCGUAAUUUUAUCAAUAGUAGUACUAGUUUGCAAUGCAUAGUUUCAAAAACAGUACCAUUUUUUAAAUAUAGUACUACUUUAUAAUUUUAUAAAAAAUAGUACUAGCUUUCAAUUUAUGGUUCCAAAAACGGUACUAUUUUUUAAAACAGUACUGUUAUUACAAGGCAGUACCACUUUUAAAUUUUAUCAAAAAUAGUACUGGUUUCACAAUGAAUAAAUAGUUUCAAAGACGAUACUAGUAAAGACCUUAAUCAAUAAUCAGUACUACUUUGCAGAUUUUUCCGAAUGGUACCACCUGGCUGAACUACAGAAUUCGCUCCGAAGCUCCAUGUGCGAUGGAGUUGAGGAACUUCCCCUUGGAUAGUAUAAAAUGCGAGUUGGUAUUUGAAUCUUACAGUUAUAAUGCAGCAGAAGUCACAUUGGAUUGGUUGGGGUGGUCGCCGGUUACUACGGUAAAAGACGAGUUUAACCUGCCGGACUUUAAGUUGACUAACAUCACUCACCACAAGAGCACUGAGGUUAGUUUUUGGUAAUUUUAAAGGGAGUUUUAGGGUAUAAUUAUUUUUUUUGAGUAUGUGAUAUACUAAUUUAUAUUGUAGUAGCAGGUAUAAUUUUUAAAAAGUUUAAAAAAAUAUGUUAAAACAAAAAAUGAACUAUAGUAACAGUUAUUUGUUAUAGAUGUACACAGCUGGUAUUUGGCAUCGAUUGUUCGUCAACAUCUACUUUGAUCGACUGUUUGGGUUUUACAUUCUUCAAGUAAGUAAAGGUAGACGAGUUAUAAUCAAAGUUUUUAAAUUUGAAGUUGUAAUUUCUGGCUAAGUGUUGCAUUUUGACCUUAGGAUUAAACCAGGGUUGGGUUCGGGGUAGAUCUUAUCUGAAUUAUGAGGGCAGGGUAAACUCAAAAAAAAUAUUUGUUUUUUUUCGCUUCACUUUACUUUAAUUUAACUUGCGCUACCCUACCAUGCCCUACUCUACUCUAUUCAGCCUUACCUGAUUGUACCCUGCCCUAGGAAGUUGUAUUUUAAUUUUUCAAUUUCAAAAUGAGGGUAUGAAUUACAAAAUUUUAGAUGUACCUACCAACAUAUAUCAGUGUCUUCAUUUCUUGGAUAGCUUUUUGGAUGGAUACACGAGCAUUACCGGCUAGAAUAACAUUAUCAGUGUCUAGUUUAAUGGCAUUAACUUUUCAAUUUGGUAACAUUGUACGAUCACUACCUAAAGCCAGCUAUGUCAAGGCUAUUGAUUUGUGGGUGAGUUCUUUACUGUGAUACCCAACCUUAUUACACCUUAACCUUUUCUACCGUACCUUACUCUACCAGUACCCUACUUUGGUUUUUCUUAGAAUUAUUAAAGUUUUUUUUAUUUUAAUUUUUUAAAAUUUUUAAUUGUUUACAAAAACAAUAAAAAUUAAAUUUUAGAUGUUUGGAUGUGUUGGCUUUAUCUUUUUAUCACUGGUUGAGCUUGCUAUAGUUGCAUAUAAUGACAAAAUGGAAGAUCAAAGAGCAAGAACAAGAAGAUUAUCAAGUUUGGCACCGAUGUUAGCAAGGAAUUCUGGCUCAGGCGCAGCUGAUAUGUUGAGGUUACGAGAGUUACGGCGGUAAGAAAGUGUCAAAAUUUAUGUAAAUGUAUAGCAGUUUAUAUAUACUUAAUUGAUUUUAUAAUUUUUAAAAAAUCAAUAAUUUCAUUGGCAUAUUAUCACUUUUUCCAAUAAUUUUGUGGCAUUUCGUCAAACUUACAAAUUAAUUAUAAAGGGUUUUAGUAUUGUAAAAUACGGGUCGGUUAUCCUUGUUUUCCAACAUUUUUACCUUAUUUUAGUGGCGGCCUACUCGACUACGACCCACCAGAAUACAGUACCCAACGAAAGCAUCGUACUUCCGACCUGAGCUACCGUGACGACGUUGAUGUGCCAUUUGUGGACACUCCAGAAUAUCGACCGGAUUAUGUUAACAACAACAACACUGGCAAUGGUCAAUCUCAUUUGGCUAUGCCGAAUACACCUUUAAUUCAAACGCCCGAAGGAACACAGGUCCCUUCGCCGAUAAAUCCACAUUUACCACCCCCGCCAAGACAUUUUUCAAUGUCAAACAAGUGGAGGAGAGUGACGAGAAGGUCAGAGUUGGGUGGAGUUAUCGACCGGUUCAGCAGCAUCGCUUUUCCUACGGUAAGAUAAGGUUUUAUUUUGAGUUUUGUAAAGAAUGUUCUUUCGGUUUUUUGAUUUGUAAAGAAAGUUUUUGCUAUUUCUUGCUUUGCAAAGAAAGUUUUUGCCAUUUUUUUCUUUGUAAAGAAAGUUCUUGCUAUUUUUGUUUUGUAAAGAAAGUUCUUUCUAUUUUUUGACUUGUAAAGAAAGUUCUUGCUAUUUUUGUUUUGUAAAGAAAGUUCUUUCUAUUUUUUGACUUGUAAAGAAAGUUCUUUCUAUUUUUUGACUUGUAAAGAAAGUUCUUGCUAUUUUUUGUUUUGUAAAGAAAGUUCUUACCAUUUUUUUUGUAAAGAAAGUUCUUGUCAUUUUUUGGCUAUAUUAACCCCAGUAUUACUCUGUGUAUAAUGCUAUAUUGUUUUAGGCAUUUGCCCUGUUCAACGCCGUUUACUGGACCUAUUACUUGUCAUCGUAUUCGACGUCUGGUAAAAUGGCAGUAACAUAA